AUGACUCCACAUCACAACACGCGGUCUCAAAAAGGCAAGAAUGUCGAUGCCGGUACACCCCAUUUACAGACGGCACAAGGCAUCAUCAACAAAAAGAACAAGGCGCGGUCUCGCAAAGGAAAGGAACUUGAUACCAAUACCUCAGAGCCAGCACAAGAUAAUAAAGAUGCCACUGAAAAGCUUCAAACGCAGAAAGUUUUCGAACCGAUUCACCAGCUAUUAUUUGACUUGGAAAAUCUCCAACAGGGAGUUGCUGCCGCUGCCGUCAAGGUGCUUGGCAUUGACGGAGCAAAGUCAUGUAUCGGCGAUUUAUUGGAGAUCGAAGGUACCGCUGACGCUUGUGGCACUCCCCUUCACGCCAUCAUCAACCGUAUACAACAAGGAAUCGAUAAAUUCCAAUCUGCCAUCGACAAGGCUAAAUUUAUUAUUGUUGGUAACCAAUCAGAUGAUUGCGAGGAAGACGGAGAAGAGGGGUUUGAGGACGGUUAUACUUCUGACGGUAGCGCUGGGUCUGAUAUUCUAGCUGUGCCAGAAAGUUUACAGCAGCCUCCACAUAAGCAAGUCUAUCAAUCCCAAGCUUCUGUUGUCGAGCCUUCGGCUGCCACAGAUGUUGCUUAUCCACCGAUUCCCCGUAAAACGGCUGAAUUGUCAGCCAAAAGAAUUGAUGUCAACCGUCGUCCAAGUGCCAAAGUAGCAUUGGACAAUAUUGCAACAUCUUCCGGUGCUGGUACGUUGAGAAGAAGCAAGAGAAUUCGCGAUACAGCACGAAAUCAGGAGAGAGAAGAUAAACGUCAACGCCGUUCCUAA
Botrytis fragariae is the source of this 807-nucleotide messenger RNA. RefSeq lists its product as uncharacterized. Lineage: Eukaryota; Fungi; Ascomycota; Leotiomycetes; Helotiales; Sclerotiniaceae. The transcript has a single exon. The record is from RefSeq and is a predicted model, not a curated record. The coding region runs from base 1 to 807 and encodes 268 amino acids.